Molecule: messenger RNA, 2973 nt
Organism: Olea europaea var. sylvestris
Lineage: Eukaryota; Viridiplantae; Streptophyta; Magnoliopsida; Lamiales; Oleaceae
Product: pentatricopeptide repeat-containing protein At4g16390, chloroplastic-like
Cellular component (GO): chloroplast
Molecular function (GO): protein binding
Source: RefSeq, a predicted model, not a curated record
UCAAGGCUAUCAAACAUGACCUUGCACAAGGCCCCGUGCCCGCCCUCGUCCCUUUACCUCUCAGCUCUCGGUGAUCGGCAAAACCCAUGAAAACAUACACACCGAAAAACUAUAGCGAGUGAAAAGAGCAACAAUGGCUUACAAUCUCAGUGCUUCACCAUUUACUUCACUUUCUCAUGGCACCAAUCUCUUUUGCAACUCAAUGUCUCCUCCACACCUCCUUCAACUCAGUCUCAGACCGUAAAAAACCCGUCGAUUUUCGCCUCAAAUUUCGUCCCCGGAAACCCCCUUUUCAUAUUUCCAAUGUCUCUUUACAAGAACGAGAGCACGCCGCAAUUUCAGAAGAUUCACACAGCCCAACUAAAAAAACCAAUUCUUUGACAAAAUCCUACAUCUGGGUCGAUCCCAAGAGCCACAGAGCAUCGAAAUUAAGGCAGAAGUCCUAUGAUUUCAGGUAUUCUUCUUUAGUUAAAAUUUCGAAAUCUUUGGAUUCUUGUUCCCCGUUAGAAGAAGAUAUAGUGAAUAUAUUGGAAAGCUUUGGGACUAAAAUUGUGAAACAAGAUGCUGUGAUUGUAUUGAACUACAUGUCGAACCUGGAAACUGCGCUAUUGGUGCUUAAGUAUUUUCAAGAAUGGUUGAAAUUGAGUGAAGAAUUUAUUUUGUAUAAUGUUACUUUGAAUGUUUUUAGGAAAUAUAGGGAUUUCGAUGGCGCAGAAAAUUUAUUUAAUCAAAUGCUUGAGAGAGGGGUUAAGCCUGAUAAUGUUACUUUCUCAACCAUAAUUAGCUGUGCUAGGGUGUGUUCUUUGCCUGAAAAGGCUGUUGAAUUGUUUGAAAAAAUGUCAUCUUUUGGAUGUGAACCUGAUGUGGUGACUACUAUGAUUGACGAAUAUGGGAAGGCAGGGAAUGUGGAUAUGGCUAUGAGUUUGUAUGAUCGUGCAAGGACUGAGAAAUGGUGUGUUGGCGUUGUCACCAUCUCAACGUUGGUUAAGAUUUAUGCGGCAUCCGUGAAUUUUGAUGGGUGCUUGAACGUUUUUACGCUGAAUUGGGAGGGCCAGACUCCAAGAGCUAGCUAAUGAGGUUGGAAAAUCCAAGCCAAUAUAAACCAUACAAAGGAAGCUUACACUUUCGAUGUGGGAUUCAGGUGCCCAUAUACCCCAAUGGGAACCAUGACAAACCACCGUGCUUCCGACUUAACAUUCACGUCGAGCAGGUGCCCAUACACCCUAAGUGGUAACCGAGAUCAGAAGAGAUGAUGCUUGCUCUGGUACCAUUAUCAUGCUCAAUUGGGAGAGUUAGCCCUAAAAACUAGCCAAUGAGGUUGGAGAACCCAAACCAAUAUAAACUACGUAAAGAAAGCUUACACUUUCGAUGUGAAAUUCAGAUGUCCUUAGACCCCAAUGGAUACCAUGACACACACAAAGGAAGCUUACACUUUCAAUGUGGGAUUCAGGUACCCAUACACCCCAAUGGGAACCAUGACAAACUUGUACGAGGAAAUGAAGGCACUAGGAGUUAAGCCUAAUUUGGCUUUGUAUAACAAUUUACUGGAUGCUAUGGGAAGAGCAAAGAGGGCAUGGCAAGCACGCGAAGAAUAUCUACAAGGAGAUGGUGAAUAAUAUGAUCGAUCCAAGUUGGGGUAGUUAUGCCACAUUGAUUAGGGCAUAUUGUAGGCUUGGUAUGGUGAUGACACACUUAAUGUUUACAGGGAGAUGAAGGAGAUGGGCAUGGAGUUUAUCGUUUUUUUAUAUAAUACUAUUUUGUAUAUGUGUGCUGAUGUAGGACAUGCAGAGGAAGCCGUUGAAAUUUUUGAGGAUAUGAAGAGUUCAGGACCUGCAUGCCUGACAGUUGGACAUUUUCUUCUUUGAUUACAAUUCAUUCCUGGAGUGGGAAAGUUAACCAGGCAGAGGCUACCGUGAAUGAAAUGGUGGAAGCUGGGUUUGAGCCUAACAUCUUUGUCUCGACCUCACUCAUCCAGUGUUAAGGGAAAGCUGGCCAAAUAGAUGAUAUUGUAAGGAUAUUUAAUUGGUUGCUAGAGCUAAGUGUAACUCCAGAUGAGCGAUUCUGCGGUUGUCUUCUUAAUGUAAUGACUCAAGCACCAAAAGAAGAACUUUCUAAGUUGAUGGGUUGCAUUGAGAGGACUAAUGCGAAGCUUGGUCGUGUGGUCAAAAUCCUCACAGAUGAAGAUAAUUUUGAAGGAGAAAUCUUCAAGAAGGAAGCUGGUGAACUCUUUGAAUGUAUUGGUAAUGAUGUAAGAAAGGCCUAUUGCAGUUGUUUAAUUGAUUUCUGUGUCAACCUUAAUCAUUUGGAGAGAGCUUGUCAGUUGUUAGACCUUGGGCUCGCACGUGGAAUAUAUGCUGAUGUACAGUCUAGACCUCUAACCCAGUGGUCUUUGCACUUGAAGAGCCUCUCUCUAGGGGCGGCUUUAACUGCACUGCACAUCUGGGUGAAUGACUUAUCGAGAACAUUCGAAGAUGGGGAAGAACUUCCAUCAUUGCUUGGGAUCAACACAGGGCAUGGGAAACAUAAAUACUCUGAGAAAGGAUUGGCAGGUGUUUUUGAAUCCCAUCUGAAGGAGCUAAAUGCUCCAUUUCAUGAGGCACCAGACUAAGGUUGGUUGGUUUUUGACGAUGAAGGUUGCAGCCACAUCUUCGUUGAAGUCUAGAAGUUCCCAGGAGGCAGUUGCUGCUUAGGUGGAGUUCUUAGCCUUUUUGUUGAUACAUGACACCUCAAAUUAUUGUUUCUCUGGCCUUGUGCAAUUAUGCUUAGUCUACAAUAGAGAAUUUUCUUCUUCUUCUUCAUUUUUUUUUUAUUUUUAUUAUUUUAUUUUUUUUGGUCACGUGGAUUGGCUUAUACUGAUUGUUUCAUGAUUGUUUCGCCCUUCUAAGAUAGUUUCAUGAUUGUAUACGAGUUCAUUGAAUGCCUGCAUUUGUAUGAUGGCAUGGUUUUGACCAGAAUGCACAUUUUCUUGGAUAA